CAGACUUUCCAUGGCGGACGAGGGAACAAUAGAACGGCCGUCAGUAAAGUUCAACAUUUAUAUCACCAUGAAGAAGUAUUAAAGGACAGACUGAGCCAGAAUGAACGUUCCUGUCUCAUCGAAUCACCCACAAAGUUAUGCAAUCAUUCAAGGCAGCCAACCCCCUCUCCUAGCUACAGCAUCUACCUCUGCCACUCUACAAGCCGGACAUCAGCCCAUAGGUAGUGGGGGUGAUGUUCACAUCUGUGGUGCGUGUGGGUCUCAGUUCACAGAGAUCAAGGAAUUUGUCAACCACAAAAGACAAGGAUGUCAGGCAGGUGGUGGUGUGGGAGCAGCAGUCAAUGUGUCACAGCCUCAGUUGACAUCACAGUCAACAGUUCACCAGACACAUCCAGCUCCUGGUUCUGUGCAGAUGGGCAUGCCUGUGGGGAUGCCACAUGUUAUCCUACAAACAGCGUCUGGACCACCACAGAUGUAUCGCAUUGUCUUAGAGCCCAGUGUGGGUAACAAUUCUUCUCAGAGUACCUCUAUCCAGGCUGCCACACCCAUCUUGGCCCAAGCUCUGUCUGGGGGUCCUGUCCCACACCUUGCACCCAACUCAGGACAUAAUCCUCACCAUACACAUAACCAUGCGCAUCACAGCCCUCAUCCUCACCAGGAAGGAGUAAACCAGGUGGUAGGUCCAGCCACAACAACAUCUGGGGCAUCGAGUGGUUCUCUCCUGCAGCUGGCAAAUGUAGGAGGGGAAACUUGGCACACUGGUGGAGCAGCCACACUAACACCUUCAGGAUCUGUUGACAGAGAAGGAAAUGGAGAGAAAAGGGUAAUGGUAGAGGGUAAUCCUGCAGGGAGACCUCUUGAAGUUAAUCCUGGAAGGGGAAAUAAUGGAACUCCUACAGGGUCUGUGGACAGAGGAGGACUGGAGGGGGAUAGUGGAGGGACGACUACCUCCUCGAGCAUGCAUACCGAAGAGGAGGAUGUGGCCACUUUCUUGGCUACACAGUUGGCAAGUCAGGCAGCACCACCACACUCCACUACUGUUGUAAGUGAACAACUGAUGUCAAGUGUUGUAACUAAUGAAGGUCAGCUGCACUACACUUCUGCCCCCACCCAACCCAACCACCACCACCACCAACACCAAGUGCAACUUAACAUGCAGCACCAGCACCAGGUAGAUUCAUAUGGCAGUGGAAUUCGGUCAUCAGGAUCUGGGAGAAGACCAAUGAAAGUGUCACCAACAGAAGAUACUUUACACUCUUCAGUGCCGGUUGAGAGCAAAGUGGACGUUCUUAGUGCAUGUGCAAAAGAGACUGUAGUCGUUCAUGAUGGUAUCCACAAGGAGAAGGCUUGCCCUAUGAAAGACUGCAAUUUUACCACCUCUCAUAACAAAGAUCUUAACCGUCAUAUACGAAAACAUACUGGAGAAAAGCCUUACCGGUGUGAGGAGUGUGGAACAUGCUUCUCCAGAGGUGACAAGCUCAAGGUCCAUGCUCGAAUACACUCCAAUAUGCGGCCAUAUUGGUGCCAGGAACCAGGUUGUCAGUACCGUGCCAUAGACUCAGGCAGUCUUAGGAAGCACAUGAGAACACACACGAACGAACGACCUUAUAGAUGCCAGUUAUGUCCAUAUAGUGCUAGAGAUGGUUCUCAACUUACAGUUCAUCUAAGAACACACACAGGAGACACACCAUUUCAGUGUAUGAUUGAAAAUUGUUCUGCAGCUUUCAAAACAAGUUCUGAUCUUCGUCGGCAUGAAAGACUUCACACUGGUGUAAAGCCUUACAAGUGUACAGCCUGUGACUAUGCUUGUGCUAUCAAGUCGAAUUUGACAGUGCACAUGAGGUUAAAUCACUUCAAGGGUGCCAAGUUCAGCUGCACUAAGUGUGAAUUCUUGGGCAACAGCCGGAAACAGUUGAAAGACCACGAGAAGUCUCACGCAAAUGUGUUGCUACAGUGUGAUCUAUGUGAUCAUGUUAGCACCAGCAGCACUGGCCUCAGGCAACACAUGUUAAUACAUUCCCAAGAAAAACCAUUUCAGUGUCGGUACUGUUCAUUUACCUGUAAGACCACAGGUAAUCUUCGUUAUCAUGUUCGAAACAAACACGGUUGUGAUGUAUCUGGUCGUAAACGAGGCACGGCUGGCAACAAUAACGUGGGAGGCCGAGGACGCAGUAGUGCUGUCGGGGGUAAUGGUGGGGGCAGGAGGACAAACAGGCCAUCGUGUUACCGCAGCUUUAAGUGUAGUGAAUGUGGCAGUGGGUUUGUGCGAGAGGACUCAUACAGAUCACAUAUGAGACAACAUGAAAAACACAAGAUGGCUCAGGCUAUAUCAGGGAAAAUGGAACCAGAUGUGUUUAGUGUUGUUGUGCAGGAUGAAGGUAUGAUUGGUGUGGAUCAGCCAACUGGACCUGACGACCCAACAGCAAGUGGUGGGGGCGUCGCCACCUUCCAGACUGUUCACAGAAUACCACACGAGUCUUUACAACCUGGUACUCUUAUUUCCCAAAGUGCUGUUGCAGCCGGUGCAGGAACACAAGGCAAUGAAAACAGCGUUAAUGGUUACAACUCCUACGUUAUCACAAUAGAUGGGAUAUCUACCGUGUUCUCAAAUCCAGUGCGUCUUGCUGGCAAUACCGUCACCACAGAAACUGGAGAUCCACUACCAGGAACAGUACAAGUCAUAACAGGAGACCUCAUCACUUCACCUGACUCUAAAGUUGCUGGUCAUCAGACGUACGACCUAAAUGAAGACAACAAAGCCGCUGCUUCUCAAACAGCAUAUGAACUAACACAGCAGGACAAAGUCAGUCAGACACAGCACCUGUAUGAUCUGGCCCCUGGAGAUAAGGUUGAUCCGAGUCAGCCAGCGUUUAAUCACCCUCAGGACCAAGUACAUGCAGGAUCAAACAGGGAAUAUUUAGCACACUCAAACUCCCAAAAUGUGCAGCAAAAUGUUCUUGUUGAGCAACAACAAGGAAUUGAUGAUAAUUUGGAUAAUUCUAUUCAUGUACAUAAUUUAUCUGCUAAGUCUCCAAAAACAGAAUAGAUUUUGGAUGAGAUGUAAAUAUUUCUUAUGAAAUGUUUAGCAGUAAAACUAAAGUUAGAGGUGAAAGUGGCUACCGUAGUUACCAAUGGAUAUAAUAAUAGAAGCCCUAGUUUGUAUAAGAUUAUCAAAUGCUUUUGUGAAUAUUUUCAUAAAUGAAUGUACAAUAAAUGCAUAUACUGUAUGGUAUACAGUAUGUAUAUCAAGACGGUUUACUUUGAAAGUCACUGAAAUUUUUUGCAAUUAUAUUCAUUGGAUUUAACUGUGAUAUUUUUUACCUGUGACAAGUUAGAUACAGUACCUUAUUAUAUAUCUGAGAUAUUAUUUCCAAGAUGUAAAGUAUAUAGACAUAUAUAUUUUUUUGCAUAUGUUAAUAUACUAGAAGAAGUACACAUGAGGGUGUGACCUGGACAGCUAAGAUUACCUAGUAGUACAGUACAUACUGUAGUGGUAUUUAUGAGUCAAGUCACAUGGGCCCGAUGUCAUAUAUCACAGGCAGGUUAGGUACUGUAUAUCUCUCCUACUCUGGAUAUUUGUGAGACAGUUGGGGGUUUUACUAGUUGGUAGUGAUAUGAUUAUACUACUGGUACUGACUCACACCAGAUAUCAAUCACAUAUUGCCUUUUCAAUGAGGAUUUGAAUCUUGGUACCAAUAAACUACCAACCCAGUAAGUACUGUACAGUACAAUAAUCAUCACCAUACACUAAACACAGGUUAUCUUGAUACACAUUGCUGUAAGACUUCUGACACCAGUUCUAUGUAUGAAACACUCAUGAGAGAACUAUACUUUGGUGAGGCAACUCAUAAAUACUUGCUUUUGUCUUAAACCAGUGGAUAAGAAGUUCUUCAAAUCUGUAAAGAAUGGUAGUCCAAGUCAGAACAAAACUCUAGUACAGUACAGGUAAAUAGAAAAGAGUAAAAAUUCUGUGCAUAGUAGUGUUUUAUGCAACAGUUUGUUGAAUUAUCAGUCACCUGGAUGUAUGGAAAGUUACAAGACUAGACUGGAUUUUUUGGUAUUUAUGUUCCAACAAAAUUAACACUAAAUGAAUAAAAAUAGAAAAUAUGUACAUUCUGUAGUGAGGCUGUAAAUAAACAUUUAGGAUAAACAAAAUGGUCAGAUUACAAAAUACUGUACAGAUUUGUAUUUAAAUAUUUAAUACCUUUACAUUACUGUAUUUCAUUUCUAAUCUUGUCCUUAUUAUUAAUUUAGGCCCUUAGAGUCUGUGGUAUGUUAUGUGUAAAUGAUAAUUUAUGUUUAUGGUUUUUGGGUCCAAACAGAAGUACAGUACAGGUAUUGUGUGUACUGUACAUGAUACUCUGUAUUUUGGUUCCAUCUUAAAAUUCACAUGUUCGUGUAAUGGUUGGUCCCGAGUAUGUGUGGGCCAGAGAGGUUCUACUGUUGUACCUAUAAUUAUUUCUUGAGUCAUAUUAAAAAGAAUUAACUA
Homarus americanus (American lobster) is the source of this 4489-nucleotide messenger RNA. RefSeq lists its product as uncharacterized. The record is from RefSeq and is a predicted model, not a curated record. The transcript has 16 exons. Gene Ontology annotation, biological process: regulation of transcription by RNA polymerase II. NCBI's taxonomy places the organism in Eukaryota, Metazoa, Arthropoda, Malacostraca, Decapoda, Nephropidae. Gene Ontology annotation, molecular function: DNA-binding transcription factor activity; RNA polymerase II cis-regulatory region sequence-specific DNA binding. Bases 101 to 3046 code for a protein of 981 amino acids.